AUGGGUGCCAUUCGUUAUGGUGCCUUGGAUACUGGUGUCGUACCAGGAAUUAGAUCGAUUGUGAACUCUGUCUCAUCAGGCGGUAGCUGGUAUUUUGGGGUUUCGCUUGCUGGAGAGUAUGAGGAUGGUGACAGGUCAAAACCCAUCAGCAAGACCUUGAUCCAGAAGAUGAAGAUGCAGGGGGAGCCGGAGAGCAAUCCUGAGUUUGAGGAGGAGAUGGAGAUGGAGCAGGAGGCAGCAGAGGGGGCGGGUUUGGGUGAGCAGGAGGGUGAUCCAAAGGUUGAGCUAAAUGAAGAUGACAAGUGGGCAGAGACAAAAGAGCCAAGAAAAAAGACUAUUGCACUUAAAGCUGCAAACUUUUCUGAUGAUGAAAGCAAUGAAGACGAAAAUCUGAGUAUAAAGCCCGGUCACUUUAAAACUGAGUAUUCAAAGGGACAAGAUAAGAAGAAAGCUUAUAUCACGGAAAUAUCAUGGGAUUCGGAUGAAGAACAAGAAGAAGGUCAAUCCGAUGAAGAAACCAUAAAUUUAGCACUAAUGGUUCACGAAAGAGAAAAUAAACUAGAGGUAAAUUCUGACUUUUAUAGUUCAAAUUCUAUAAAUAGCAAUUCAAUUGAUGAUAUUGACACAUAUGAUAUAGAUGAAAAUGAUAUAGAAAGAGGCUUUGAAGCUCUCUAUGAGACAUUUGAUAUAAAUGCUCAGAAAGCUUCUUGCACUCCUAUGAGUACUUCUCUAAGUUUAUCAAAAGAUGAGAAUGGAACUCCUUUUGAUUCUACUCGAUAUCGAGGUAUGAUUGGCAGUUUGCUCUACUUAACUGCAAGCAGACCUGACAUUAUGUUUAGUGUUUGUGCCUGUGCUAGAUUCCAAGCUAGCCCUAUGAAAUCUCAUACUAGUGCAAUUAAAAGAAUAUUUAAAUAUUUGAAAAACACUGUUAAUGUAGGAUUAUGGUAUCCUAUGAACAAUAAUUUUGAAUUACUUAGCUUUUCUGACGCCGAUUUUGCUGACUGUCAUCUUGAUCGCAAGAGCAUAAGUGGAACUUGCCACUUCCUUGCAUCAUGUCUUGUUUCUUGGUUCAGUAAGAAACAAAAUUGCGUCUCACUCUCUAUUACUGAAGCUGAAUAUAUUGCAGUAGGUAGGUGUUGUGCUCAAAUUCUCUGA
Messenger RNA from Telopea speciosissima, 1155 nucleotides. RefSeq lists its product as uncharacterized. The record is from RefSeq and is a predicted model, not a curated record. The transcript is spliced from 5 exons. Lineage: Eukaryota; Viridiplantae; Streptophyta; Magnoliopsida; Proteales; Proteaceae. The coding region runs from base 1 to 1155 and encodes 384 amino acids.